This is a messenger RNA of Phaeodactylum tricornutum CCAP 1055/1, 543 nucleotides long. RefSeq lists its product with no specific name. The record is from RefSeq and is a predicted model, not a curated record. Lineage: Eukaryota; Bacillariophyta; Bacillariophyceae; Surirellales; Neidiaceae. The transcript has a single exon. The coding region runs from base 1 to 543 and encodes 180 amino acids.
AUGGCUACCCGGACUAAUGCCAUUGAAUCCUCCAUCAAUCGCCUCCAAGAGCUCGGAGUGAAUUUUUUAGCAAUCGACUUUGACAUGACGAUCCUUGACACGCACACGGGGGGACGAUGGGUCGGAUCAUUAGAGGAACUCUUAGGACACGUACGACACGAAUUCAAGCAAUUGAUUACGGCAUCCCUCCAAAAAAAUAUAAGAGUUGCAGUGGUCACAUUCACUGCUCAAAUAUCGUUUGUCAAAGGAGUAUUGGAAGCAAUUGUAGGUCCUGAAGAAGCUGCAAGGAUACCAAUUCGUGGGAAUGAUCGUACGUGGAGCUACCAAGGUAACGGUUCACGGGACGGAAAGCAAGCUUAUAUCGCAUCUGCCGUCGAAGAAUUAGAACAAUCGGGAGAUGCUAAGAUUACUAAAAGCACUACGGUGUUAAUUGAUGACGACCGAAGAAAUAUACAUCAUGCACUUUCCGAUGGCACCCGUGCAAUUUGGUUCAACCCUGACAAGCCACACCACCUUCUGCGGGACUUGGCGCGUCUGGUAUAG